CCUGUUGAAAUUUUAAAGAGAUGAUCCACCCCACUGCCCACUAAAGCACUUGGGAUUUUUUGUUUGGCCUUUCCAGUUGAGUGCCAUUCUGUGGAUCAUGAGCUUGGUGCCCAAUGCCAGCAUCACUGUCCCUUCCAACUCGGGCACUAGUGGAACAGGAAGUGGCUCAAGUGGAGGUGGAACAGGCACCGUGUGGGUAACCCCUCUUCUCGGUGCUACCCUGAUCACCAUGUGCAUCCUUGGCGUUGUGGGAAAUGUUUACACACUGGGUGUAAUGCGCUCUGCGGUUCUGCGCCGCUCUGGUUCCAUGUAUGUCUUCAUUGUCAAUCUGGCAGCAGCUGACCUGCUCUACCUGGGCACCAUCCCGUUCGUAGUAUGCACCUACUUUGUCCAUGACUGGCUCUUUGGUGAGACAGGUUGUCGGGUUCUGCUUAGCCUCGAUCUGCUCACCAUGCAUGCCAGUGUCUUUGCCCUUGUGGCCAUGAGUCUGGAACGUUAUCGUGCCGUGGCAUCACCAUUCCAUGCCCGUCGCUCUGCCACUGACUCUGCCCGAUGCCACUGGCUACCAGCUCUUGCCAUCUGGUGUGCUGCCUUGGUACUCACAUUACCCAUGAUGGUGAUGAUCAGGCUACGGGAGGGGCGUCCAGCAGCCUCUGGUCUCGUCAAGCGCAUCUGCUUCCCCACAUGGACGCCUGAGGCCUUCAAAGCCUACCUCACUGUUCUUUUCUUCACUAGCAUGUUGGUGCCAGGGCUAGUAAUGGUGGUGCUAUAUAUAGGGUUAGCACGACACUACUGGAUAGCGCAGUCCAACCUCACCCGUAGAGGAGCAGGAAACAAGAGCAGCAUCCGACUUUCCACCUCUUCUUGCCCGUCUAAGCGGAAAAGGCUUAAGCACAAGGUGGUCUGCAUGAUCUUCAGCAUUGUGGUGGCCUAUUGGGCAUGCUUUCUGCCCUUUUGGGGCUGGCAGAUGGCCAAACUUUUCUCAGCCGAAUCCCUGCGCUCAUUGACACCUGCCACACACACCUAUGUCAACUUCUUUGUUACUUGCCUUACAUAUGGCAACAGUUGUGUGAACCCGCUGCUAUACACAUUGCUCACCCGCAACUAUAAAGACUACCUGGCGCAAAGGGGACAGGCCUCAGGCUCCAGCCGUAUCGACCAGGGCUCAGGGUCAGGUAUUAACAAUCUGUAGAUGAAAUUAUCUGAUUGACUGCCAUGGAUAACGUCUUACUAAUAUUCUACCACAACUGCAUUUGGUUAUAUCUCAUAUUCCCAACCCUGUCCCUGGAACACCCUGUACUGUAUAUUUCUUUUUAUUGUUUUCCAUGAUCAAUCACACAAUCUUCAACUCAGGAAAGGUUGUUAUUAGCUGAGUAGGUGUAUAUGGCACAAGGGCAACACUAAAAUGUAUUACAUAGUAUGCUAUAACAGUAGUUAUGAACCCUGGUCCUGGAGUCUACUUGAUCUGAAUAGUUUUGCCUGCUCGCGCUCAGCUAAUCUGGCUAAUACACUAAUUAACAGGCCUGUUGUGAGUGGAUGUUUAGUGCAAGAGUAUUUAAUCCAAAUGAAGUCAGGAAUACUUGUAUUGUCAUGCCAUCCAAAUACAUGCAUACAGAAGAAUGAAAUGUUGUUCACCCAGGACCAGAGUUCAACACAACAAAAAAGAGGGCACCAAAGUCUAUGACUGGGAACCACUGCUACAUAGAUUAUGCAAUGACUUGAGCAACUACCAGAUCAGUUUGAAUCAGUCUGACAUUUUUGACAAACGCUGGUAAGUGGUGGACAGCCAAUUUGAUGGACAGCUGAUUAUUUAGAUAAGUUGCUUGCUACAAUUUUCUGAACCUACAGGUUGCCAUGGAUUCAGCUUCAUUUGUGACAUGAACCAUCUUUAGUGCUUUGUUUAUAUUUUAGCUAGAUUAUGUCUUAAUUAUGUUUGAUAUCUUUAUCAGUGUUAGCACAUCCCACUUAUAAAGGUAUGUUUUGUUGUGAAGUUUCUUUUAGCAGUACUCUAAAGAUCUCUAAAGAUAAAAUACACGCCUCAAGCUCUUAUCACCUAGAUCAACUCACCAGUGGUUCUUUCAGUAGUGAUAUUGAUAGGAGGAUGAACACACACUGAAAUGCAGUUGUGUGUUUGUAUCUAAACAUUAAUGCAAAUUGAAACAAAUGUGUGUGUUAUGUGUGUGUAGUCAUGGAUAACUCCAGGUUGGAUAUGUCUGUACUGUUCCCUUACACUCUGGAAUGUUUCUCCAGGCCGAUAAAUUCCUCACUCUGGGCCACAGGCCUUUUCGAGUAGCAAUGCAAAUUAUUCCUACUCAGCUGUGAGAGUAGAUAAUAAUGCUGACAAUAUAGAUGACUUGAACAAUGCUUGAUGAACCAUGUGACCUUCGGCUUGGUGAAAUCAUUGUGGUUGCAUCACUGAUGAGACUUGUUGAACCGAAAUCAUUUAAAUCAUAAAAAAAAAAAAAAAACCUAAAA
Molecule: messenger RNA, 2475 nt
Organism: Ictalurus furcatus (blue catfish)
Lineage: Eukaryota; Metazoa; Chordata; Actinopteri; Siluriformes; Ictaluridae
Gene: uts2r4
Product: urotensin-2 receptor 4
Exons: 1
Coding region: 98-1192 (364 amino acids)
Biological process (GO): neuropeptide signaling pathway
Cellular component (GO): membrane
Molecular function (GO): urotensin II receptor activity
Source: RefSeq, a predicted model, not a curated record